GCGCUCCGCGUUACGACUUAUUUAUUCACCUGCGCGAGACCUCAACAUCCGCGUAGACUGUUCGUCAGGAGGGAAGGUCCAUCGUUGCUGUCGCCGUGGAAAGCUACGGAUAUGUGGUAGGCGAAGCAUUGGAGCAAUUCAUUCGUUACAUUUACGCUCUCUGUCCACUCGUUUGCCUAUCUCGUACUUGGAGCGUGCCCAUCCAGCAAGAUGUACAUCAGUCGAUCCUCGCUCGUUGCCGUUCUCGCAGCUCUGUCCGCUAAGCUAGCAUUGGCCGCCACGGAUGAAUCUCUAACAAAGAGAGCGUCGGAUCUCGAGUUCUUUAUCUCAUCAGAAUCGACCACAGCGUUGAACGGCGUUCUCGCCAACAUUGGCCCAGACGGUGAUCGCGUGCCCGGAGCGGCGUCUGGAGUUGUCGUAGCCAGUCCGUCCAAGCAGGAUCCUGACUAUUGGUAUACCUGGACCAGAGAUGCUGCAUUGACGUUUAAGUGUCUGGUCGACAAGUUUGUCAAUGGCAACCACUCGCUGCAAGGCCAGAUCCAGAAUUAUAUCUCCGCCCAGGCAAAGAUACAGGCCAUCCAGAAUCCCUCCGGAGAUCUCUCGUCGGGGGCUGGACUGGCUGAGCCGAAAUUCUACAUCAAUGAGACUGCUUUCACUGGAGACUGGGGCCGGCCACAGCGAGAUGGUCCAGCAUUACGAGCCACAGCUCUGAUCGGAUACGCCCAAUGGCUGAUCGACAAUGAUCACACAGAUGUUGCGCUUUCCAAUGUCUGGCCCGUCGUGACCAAUGACCUUUCCUACGUCACUCAGUAUUGGAACAAGACCGGGUAUGAUCUGUGGGAAGAGGUCGAUGGAUCGUCUUUCUUCACUAUCGCUGUCUCUUCCCGAGCCCUAAUUGAAGGUUCAGCGUUGGCAAAGCAACUAAACAAGACCUGCGAAAGCUGUGAUGAGAUAUCUGCGGAUAUUGCCUGCUUCCAGCAGAGUUUCUGGACGGGAGAGUAUAUCAAAUCGAACAUCAAUCUGGUCUAUGAGAACAACAGAACUGGAAAGGAUGCCAAUUCCAUCAUCGCUUCCAUCCACUUGUUCGAUCCCAAGGCGAGCUGUGACGACUCGACAUUUCAGCCCUGCUCCCCACAGGCCUUGGCGAAUCAUAAGGCUGUUGUCGAUUCCUUCAGAGAUCUAUACACUGUCAACAAAGGGAUAAAGCAAGGUUCCGCUGUCGCUAUUGGCCGCUACGCUGAGGACGUUUACUACGACGGCAACCCAUGGUACCUAUGCACUCUAGCAGCGGCUGAACAGCUUUACGACGCCCUAUAUCAAUGGAGCAAACAAGGCUCCAUCGUAAUCACUGACCAGUCAUUGCAUUUCUUCCGCGACUUCGACUCAUCCGUCAAUAGCGGAACCUACUCCUCCUCUUCUGAUACUUACACCUUCCUCACGAAAGCCAUCAGAACCUACGCAGACGGGUUCAUGUCCAUUGUACAAAAAUACACCCCCACCAACGGCUCGCUUUCUGAACAAUUCUCCAAAGAUGACGGGAAGCAGACGUCCGCCAUCGACCUGACCUGGUCAUACGCAGCCUUCUUAACGGCCGUUGAACGACGCAACGGCACAGUCCCUCCAAGCUGGGGCGCAUCUGAGAAUGGCAAGCUUCCCACCACAUGCGCCUCGACCACUGUCAACGGAACCUAUCACGAAGCAUCAGUCACCUCGUGGCCAAAGGGAUUGACCGGAAGCAGUAUCGCCAGCAGCAGCUCCAACGAUACUUCCGCAUCUGGCACCUCGACCGGUUCUGCUGCAACGUCCAGCAAGAGCAGUGGCGCCUCAAAGGCCCUCAUGAGCUCUUCCAUGGGACGCACGAAGACCUUUGCAUCUGCUUUUCUUUCAGCAUUGGCCAUGUUAAUAUACACCUAAGGAACUAUUUUUGCACAUCUAGUGGUUUUUUUUUUUUUUUUUGGAUCUGAAAGUUGGGUUCAAGGAGAACCUGCUCUCUGGACUAUUUUAUCUAAUAUUCUCUUCUUCAGGUUUUGGUAUAUGCUGUUGUUUGGAUAUAAUUAAUCAUUGACUCAUGACAUACUGGACGCUGUGGCAGAUCCUUCUUUUUUGAAAUCAAAUCAUGAGUGAAUCUGUUACGAGGGAUGUUACUUACGCGUACACGCAUGGACAUGAGAACAAGAGGAAUUAAAUAAUAAUUUCGAACGGACCAUAUCAAAAGCUC
Molecule: messenger RNA, 2218 nt
Organism: Paecilomyces variotii
Lineage: Eukaryota; Fungi; Ascomycota; Eurotiomycetes; Eurotiales; Thermoascaceae
Product: putative glucoamylase precursor
Exons: 3
Coding region: 211-1914 (567 amino acids)
Biological process (GO): polysaccharide catabolic process
Cellular component (GO): fungal-type vacuole
Molecular function (GO): starch binding; glucan 1,4-alpha-glucosidase activity
Source: RefSeq, a predicted model, not a curated record